AUGUAUGAAGCAGGUAAAACUGCGCAGAUAGAGAGAGAAAUGCAUAAAUACAACAUCCAAAUACUAGGCGUAAGUGAGAGUAGAUGGACUGGAAAUGGGAUGAUAACAACCAAUUCCCAAAACACUAUAGUAUAUUCAGGAAGAGAAGAUAACAACCAUAGAGAAGGUGUAGCAAUCAUCAUGACACCCCAUGCAAAGAAAAGUCUUAUUGAAUGGCUACCAAUAAAUGAAAGACUAAUAACAGCAAGAUUUAAUGGCAGACAUGUAAAAACAUCCAUCAUUGUCUGUUAUGCUCCUACAAACGACGCAGAGGAAGAUUCAAAAGAUAAUUUCUAUCAACAGCUCCAAACAGCCAUUGACAAAGUGCCAGUACAUGACAUACUUUUGAUUAUUGGAGAUUUAAAUGCCAAAGUUGGUUGCUCAAAUGAGGGAAGAGAAAAAUCUAUGGGAAAAUAUGGAUGUGGUACCAUCAAUGAAAAUGGAGAAAGAUUAGCAGAUAUAUGUGAAUUAAACAACUGUGUCAUUGGCGGAACACUUUUUCAACAUAAAGAAAUACACAAAAAAACAUGGAUAUCACCAAAUGGCAGAGACAGUAAUCAAAUAGAUCACAUCAUUAUUAACGGAAAGUGGAGACAUUCACUCGAAAAUGUGGUUGUUCGCAGUGGAGCAGAUGUUGCUUGUGACCAUCAUCUUUUACUAGCAAAAGUAAGAGCUCAUCUUCGGAAAAACACAAAGAAACCAGAAACACCAAGGAAAAGAUAUAAUACAGCAAGACUUAAAGACCCUGCUCCACAGAAGAAAAAAAAUCUAUCACACUGA
This is a messenger RNA of Ruditapes philippinarum (Manila clam), 819 nucleotides long. Its product is annotated as craniofacial development protein 2-like. Gene Ontology annotation, biological process: chromatin remodeling. The coding region runs from base 1 to 819 and encodes 272 amino acids. NCBI's taxonomy places the organism in Eukaryota, Metazoa, Mollusca, Bivalvia, Venerida, Veneridae. The record is from RefSeq and is a predicted model, not a curated record. The transcript has a single exon. Gene Ontology annotation, cellular component: nucleus.